Molecule: messenger RNA, 1467 nt
Organism: Diaporthe amygdali
Lineage: Eukaryota; Fungi; Ascomycota; Sordariomycetes; Diaporthales; Diaporthaceae
Exons: 3
Coding region: 1-1467 (488 amino acids)
Biological process (GO): ammonium transmembrane transport
Cellular component (GO): plasma membrane
Molecular function (GO): ammonium channel activity
Source: RefSeq, a predicted model, not a curated record
AUGAGUGAAGCUCCGAGCUAUAACGAGUCAAUGCCCGACGGCGGCAACCCUCUCGAGAUGGACGUAAACGCCCAAUACGUGGGCUUCGAAUACAAUUACACGUACCUCAUCUUCUGCGGCUUCAUUGUGUGGCUCAUCAUACCCGGAAUCGGCCUUCUCUACGGAGGACUCGCCCGCCGAAAGUCUGCCCUCGCCCUCCUUUUCCAGUCUCUCAUGGUCGGCGCAGUCACCACCUUCCAAUGGAUGUUUUGGGGAUACUCGCUGGCGUACAGCCGCACGGCAGGCCCAUUCAUCGGCGACCUGGCCAACUUCGGACUGCGCAACGUCGUGGCUGCUCCAUCAAUCGGCAACUCUACAAUUCCAGACAUCGCUUUCUGCCUCUACCAGCUCCUGUUCUGCGCCUGUACCGUACAGAUUGUGGUUGGUGGUGCUUUUGAGCGUGGACGCAUCAUCCCAUCUCUCGUUUUUGGAUUCUUCUGGGCCACUAUCGUGUACUGCCCUAUUGCUUGCUGGACAUGGAACCCCAACGGCUGGUUGUAUAACCUUCCCUCGCUCGAUUUCGCCGGUGGCGGCCCUGUGCACAUUGCCUCCGGAUGGGCAGCCCUGGCUUACGCGCUGGUUCUUGGCAAGAGAAAGACGAACCCAGAAGACAAGUCGCACGGGAAGCCGCACAACACGACCCUGGUCUUCCUCGGCACUGUGUUUAUCUGGUUCGGCUGGUUCGGCUUCAACGGUGGCUCAGCACUCAAUGCUAGUGUUCGUGCGAUGUAUGCUGCCUUCAAUACCAACACUGCUGCAUCGACAGGUGCCAUUGGAUGGGUCAUGGUAGACUACAUCAAGCACAAGAGACGCUUCAGUGUUGUUGGCGCUUGCGAGGGUGCUAUUGCUGGCCUUGUCGGCAUCACGCCAGCAGCCGGCUAUGUCAGCGUAUGGCUUGCUGCUGUCAUUGGAUUUCUGACGGCUGUCAUCUGCUCAUUGAUGUCGGAUGUCAACGUGUGGCUGCACAUUGAUGAGGGUAUGGAUGUGUUCAAGCUCCACGGUAUCGGCGGCAUGUGUGGCUCUUUCUUUACUGGCAUAUUCGCUACGGCUUCAGUCUCCGCCCUUGAUGGCGUAACAGUUGCAUCUGGUGGCAUCGAUGGUAACGGAAUCCAAGUGGGCAAACAGUUCGCAGAGAUCUGUGCCAUCUCUGCUUACUCUUUCGUGGUUUCCUUUGCCUUGCUCAUGAUCAUGAAGUACAUCCCCGGCCUCCACCUUCGUGUCUCAGAUGAGGCCGAGGAGCGAGGACUGGACAUGGACCAGUUCUUCGACGAGCAAAUUGGUGACUGGAGUUACUUUGACGCAACUGAAAAGCAUCAAAAUACUGCCAUUCUCGGCCAGGCCAUGCGCGGUAGCGAUUCGUCCUCCACAAGAGGCGAGGUGACGGAGGAGACGAAGGGAGUCGCUAGCGAUGGUGUCAAGACGGUUUGA